Porites lobata is the source of this 2019-nucleotide messenger RNA. The record is from the annotation of a GenBank genome assembly. Lineage: Eukaryota; Metazoa; Cnidaria; Anthozoa; Scleractinia; Poritidae.
AUGAAGACUCUUGUUCCGAUAGCCCUAAUAGUUGCUUUAAUUGUGUCUCUAACACAAGCCUCAAAUGUACAUGAAGACCAAAGAAAAUCAGUUGACCAGGUACAGGACAAGGAUGAGGCGAGUUAUGCAAGCGAGUCCGAGAGAACUGAAGACGACCGGAGCAAAGACGACGCUCCUGACGAUGUUGAUGAUGACGAAGAAGACGAAGAAGACGAAGAAAACGAAGGCGAUACGCAGGAUGAAGGCGCUGGUGAUGAGGAAGAUUUUGAUGAUGAAGAAGAUCUCGAAAGGUAAUUUGACUUUGUAGGUUUUCUCCGAUGAUAAAACUCAGGUGUAGGGAGCGGCCAGGUGCUAGUUAAAAUUGACGGUCGACGGCGGGAAAAUAUUCUGACUGACAUGAUCCUUGGGUCAAUUAAUAAAAGUUUUGCAAGUGUAAAUUACAAGCGUGCCCAUUGUUUUAGUGUCUGAAAGCAAUAGCUACACUUGUUAAUUAAACUUGCAAAUCUUUUAUUAAAUUUACCCCUGAUAACUGAGCUAGAACUGGGCGAGCAUCUCACUCGUCUGCGUGGGAAACAUCAAAUUUAACAACGACCCUGCGACUAUCACUACGUUAUGUGACAUGGCAGAUUCAUAGGCUCGUUUUAACUUUGUGUCCUCUGAUGUGAAGCAUGCAGAAUUCACCGAGAUAAAGCUAGAACUUUUCAGCGAGCUGUUUACAUCCUGACAGGUAACACACCCUCCUUCACAACUCGGUGAGGGGCUGGCUUUUUCAUGCCAGCGUGUUCCAUAUUUUUGAUAAAAAGUGGCCAGAAAUUAAACUUAUGUACCCCCAAUAAUUACUUCGUAUACUAGGAGCGCCCAAAAAGGAAUUUUCCUGGCGAAAAUCGCGAAGACAAAACCAUCACUGAGUAAGCUGCAAAUACAUUUACAUCUUGCCACUCCCAGCGGAGUACUUAAGUAAUUUAUAAGUUUGAACAAGCGCACAGCACCUACUUUUACUUUGAGUUUUUGGACUUAAAUCUCUGGUGAAAUCAUUGAAAUGAGCCUUUUCAAAUAGGUACUAUUUUUUUUUACCUAAGUAACCAAAAUUCGACAUUUGUAACACCUCUUCGUCUUGUUUGUACAAGAUUGUUUGUGCAAUAUUUGGAGUGAAAAGGCUGGAAACAUAAUCAAUAAGGUAUCGAUUGAAUCCAUAAAAUUUUAAAGUUUAAGCAUAUGACAUUCGAUGAAAAUUUCAUAAACUGCUCGCUCACUUUUUUCUUUGAAACAUCCUAAAAAAUUCUCAUGUUCGCGCUUUCUUGAUUCCACGGACCCGACUAUCUCGGAGCCUGGAACAGGCUAGGCUAGGAGGGCAACACUACCAUCGAUAAAGGGUGACCCAACCAGCUGGGUCACCCUUCCAGGUAAGCAGCCGAAUUUGGUUAAGUUUUCUGUGUAAGAAGUGUAGGGAAAUUUGGUUCGCCCAUGGGAGCUCGGGUAUAGAUGAGCGAUCGACCCUUACCUGGGUCUUGCCUAGUCCCUGUACGGCGUCUUCCUAGGCCUUCUUGGUCAAUGCACUUCGGUGACGUAUCCGAGACAAACGGCUCGGACCAGGUGGUCCAUACGCAUCGGCCGCGCGCAAUAAUGAGGCCUAGGGACCAGGCAAACUCGGGUCAAGAUUUCUGCACAUAGGAGAAAUUCUAUUUAACUCACGUUACAAAAAACCAUUUCAGACGCUGAUUAAGGCAACAGUGAUGUCUCUACACGAGUGGCGUGUUACUGUAAUAGUCAUUUUUUUGCUUUCUUUUUUUUCAUUUUCAGGGAAAUGGGCCGACAACAGGAUCCGAGGUUUUUUACGGGCCCAAAACCACGUGUAAGACUUCCGAAAAGACCUCUAAAGAGGUGGCGUCAGCGGUUAAGCUGGGGAAAGAAGUGAUUUGUCAACUGUCAUUUACUGAGGAGGAAGACAAGGCAGUGUUAAACACAACGAGAAGCUUGAUAAAAAUGCCGGAAUAUAUCAAGGAUCUCAAAUUAUUUUAA